GAUGUAAGGCGAAGGAGGGGAAGCACUGACGGCUGAGGGCUUCCUAUGCAUGGGAGGCACCGGGAACAGAUGGGGGGGUGGGGCUGCUGACAUAUUACUGUGGCUCUCUGGCAAUGCACAUUGGCAAAUUCUGGCUCCUUCUCAGGCUGGCCACCCCUGCAGUAACUCGUAAAGCAUCAGACAGCACCCAGGUGGGCACCUGUUAACAUACAGCCCCAUGCCUGGCUCUUUCGCUAGCCCUUGUGCGGGGCUGAUCCAAUGCAGCAGGGCCCAGGCCGCCCCACCGCAGCUUUACCCCUUGGCCAGCUCCCAGGCACUACCCAGGACUCCGCCAGGCCUACGCCUCUGCGUCAAUCAAGGCAGCGAAGACCAUGACAUCACCAGACGUCAUAUGGAAACACCCCCUUGGCUGGCACGCGCAUUGGCUGCCCAAUGAGUUGGUGCCGGAAUUAGGAAGCCGGGGCGCAGGGAUUUGAGGCGACAGCCCUAGCACCGCCCCCAGGCGGAGGGCGAUGCGAUGAGAGCCAGACUUUCGCUGUGCUUGGUCCUCCUGUUCCGGCCGCUCCGCUGCCUCACGUGACGUCCUCGCGCCGUCGCCUUGGAGACUGGAAGCAGCGGCGCUUUGGACGUUCCGGGCCCACGCGCGCCCGCUAGUAACCGCCGCCAGGGGAUGCGGCCCCCGGCACCAUGCUCUGGAGUAAAGGCAUCAGCGGGCUCGGCGCUGCCGCCGCCGCGGGCACCGGCCGCCUGCGCCAUUGCGGCGCGCGCGGGGAGCGGGACUUAAGCAUCUCUGUGGCAUCAUCUUUACAAACUCACAGUGUCAAGGGGAAAUUUUCCUUAUCGGGGAGUAGAAAGCUAUUCUUUGACACCCAUGCUCUAGUGUGCCUGUUGGAAGAAAAUGGGUUCACUACUCAGCAAUCAGAGAUCAUUGUAUCUGCUUUAGUGAAAAUUAUGAACACCAACAUGGAUGUGAUUUACAAGGACAUGGUCACAAAAGUACAGCAGGAAAUAACGCUUCAGCAAAUAAUGUCUCAUAUUGGUGGUGUGAAAAAGGAUAUGAUUAUAUUAGAAAAGAGUGAAUUUUCAGCACUCCGAGCUGAAAAUGAGAAAAUAAAACUUGAACUCUAUCUGCUAAAGAAGCAAGUAAUGGAUGAAGUUACCAAAGUUCGUGCAGAUAACAAAUUAGGCUUCAAUCUGGAGAAGAGCAGAGUAAAAGAACUGUUAUUUAUCCGGUUUCAACUUCUGCAUUUAAAGUAUUCAAUUAAUGAAAAAAAACUGCUGGAAAUAAGGACAGAAAUAGUGGCAAUGGUUCAGUAUUUACAUGUCUUACUGUAGCACUGGGAUUUUAUCGUCUGUGGAUAUAAUAAAGCAUCUGUUUAAAAGGACUUGUGCCUCUCUUGCCUUAUGAAAAUCAAGGAUGUUUUCUCCAAGCUUCAAGAAUUCAGUCUUCACUUUAAAGCGAGUCGAUACUAUUUUAUUUAUAUUUAUUUUUUAAAAUAAUCUAUAUUGAAAAUGUAACCAAAAUGUGCCUGGGAAUAAAUAUAGAGAGAAGAUUACCUCUGGCACAAACCAGGCAUAGUCUGCACAGCUCUGCCAAUUCCCCUCAAUCUUGACAUGCAACAUCCUUUUCCUAUUGUAAUUUUAGAGCCUAGGUUAAGCAGACUGCAUGUUAUACCAAAUGGUGUAGUGACUGUGUGAUGUGUCAAAGAAUCUACUAGGAAUUAUAUGCCAGACUCUGCCAAGAUAUGCAUGUGCAAUAGCAGCUGUAUGUAUCAGAACAGAAUUUGGUCAUACAUUUAAAAUCUCCAAAUGUAUUUAAUUAGUGACUUUAUGGCAAUUUUGGACCCAGGCCUUUGGAGUGAAACACUGCUGGAUUAAUGCACAGCUCAGACACUUCCUCUUUGUUAAUAAAAUGUAUUCGUAUAUUGUAAAGAAAUAUUUUUUCUGUCUGUUAUACUAAUUUUUACAAUGUUUGCAUCAUGGUUUGUUUUCCAAGUUGCCGUCCAAACAAACAAUUAUGUUUCAUGAAAAAGUGUUGUAUAAUGAAACAGUGUCUCUAAGACCUUUGUGUUUUUUUACGUAGCAUUUUAAGAACUCACAUUUAGGACGCACAAGGUUCUGAAACUCAUAGCACAUGCUAAUUGUAAAUUUUGUACUAAAGCUGGAAUAGAUGUUUGAAGAGCAGUAAGAUCUAAUAGCUGAUAUUAAUCUCUUCUGCAAGCCUAUGUAGAGAUACAAACUGCUCUCUGUCACUGCUUGAUUGAUAGAAGAGAAUUGCUUCUUUUACUCUUGAGGUGAGAAUUAAAGCUGAUUAGUUCUCUUCUAGGGAGGAAAGAGCAAUUGGCUAUCACUUACUAGAGUGACAGCCUUAGGGCUGUGAUCACUAAGGGAAUAUCUGCACUAGCCAUUUUCCCAAAAGUUUCCCCCACUGGUUCUAUGAAUGGUACAGCUCCUCUACUGGUAGCAAUGGUAGGAGCACUAAUGUAGACUAUCCACUGUUUAAUCUUGCACAGAGCAAAGCCAUAUGGAAUGGUAGUUACAAUAUCAAUGCCUUCCCUACAUUAAUGCUUCCACUAAUGGUAGCAAUGAGGGGAAAUUAUAGGGAAAUGGGGCUAAUAUGUCCAGGGUCAACCACCAAAUAGAGCUGCCAGGUCCAGUCACUCAUUACCCUGGGGUCCUGUCUCUCUGCUUAGCUUCUCUUUUUGUUUUUUUCCCUCUCUGUGGGCUGAUGGUAAAGGCUGGCAGAGUACCAUACCAGUUUUGCUCCCUGCUUUGUUUAUUGAAGUCCUGGCAGGCUGGCUAACUUGUGUAUAUCUACCCCAGUAGCCAUUGAACUUCCUUGGCUGUUGAGGCUAUCAUUUGUUAUAUGAAGGCAGAGAGGAGGCCAGAUGGAGGUAGAAAUAUCUUACAAAAGCUAGGACUACCCUGGGCCUAACGGCUAAUGGAUAAUCAUUAAAAAUUUAACUCUAAUAAUAGUAAUCUGAGUUUAAUCACUCUUAAUAAAAAUAACCAUUUGGUCUUUCCUAUUAGUAGUGAUUCUUAAUUUAGUAAACCUUACCCCAGCUGCUAACAGUUAAUUAACAACAUGAAAAAAAAGACUUCUAUAAAACACUGAAAAGGAGAGAACAUUCAAGAGGCAGUGUAAAGGAAGCUAGUAUUACAAAACAACAUCCUCCAAAUUACCAGCAUCUUUUGAAUUGGUUUUGUGUGUGUGGAAAAGCUAUAAUAAUUAUGCAACUCUUAAGGGUUGUGUUAAAGCUAGAUUUUCAUAUUUAUUUAAAAUGUCACUAUUUUAAAGUGUCAGGCAUUAUAAUUUAGGUAAACAUUAGCUGUGACCUACUUCAGUCUUUUAUAUAUAUAAAAAAAUCACUUAGUGGGAACUAUAUAUUCCAGGGUAACAAGAAUAUAUCUUUGGUCACCUGAAUGCCUAAGCAAUUAAUGAAUUGUCAUAUGACUAAAAUAUUAGUGAAUUGUAAAUAAUUUAAUCUGCAUAUUUAAUUUCAGAUGUCGAGUGAAUUUUGCUGAGAAGUGAGAUUAUAGAAGAGGAUCUGAGACUUUUGCAGUGAAAUAAAGCUGCAAGAUUAUAAAUGGUUUUGUUUUGUUUUGUUUUUUUGCUCCAGAAAUGGAUCUUGAAGGAAAAACAGCACUUUCAAUGUUUGCUGUAGACUGGAAUUAAUAAAGUUCACAAAAAGGGGCAACAUAAAAAAUAGGAAACAUUCAGUAUUCCAAGCCUGUAAAGUCUCCAGGUAUGGUGCUCAAGGCCAUGAAAUUUCUAAAUCAGAUAUGUUGUUAGAUGCAGUUUGCUGUGCAUUUAAAAGCCAUUGCAGAUCAGUGAUGAUAGUUUCUGACGUAUUCACACAAGCUGUAAUAUCUUUACCUACACUGGCAUUAAAAAAAAGUGCAAACUCCCUUUCUACAUUUGAAAAGCUCAAAUAAAUCCCUUCCAAUCUGAUCCUUAAAAUCAAAAUCCAGCUUCCUGAUUCAGAUGAGGAGCAAGCACAUCAGUGCCCAUGAAUUAGUUUUUGGAGUGUUAAGAUUUGAUCCAAAGAACAAAUGAUAACUACAAGCGGCAACUGGGAAACCCAACUCCACUGCCAUUAAUUCUCCAUUCCUUAAUUUCUCUAAAAGCCUUUUUCUGUGCACAUGCUACAUAAUGUCUUCAGUAUUAUAGCAUAUUUCUCAUCAGGAUUUGAAAUGGAUUUUCGUAUCAGAUUUCAAAAUUUUGGCUUUGUACUGGUAGACCUCAGUUCAGAAGGUGUGGUUGUCUGGCAUAGCUGCAAGCUGGGUGGGCUUUUGUCUUUCUAUAAAACCACUGCAAUUCUGAAAAUUUCAAGGCAGCCUAAUUUUGUAUCAGUAGGACAGUAUGCUGCUGGGCAGGGAAUGGGAGUUCAAGUUCUGAGUACCUUUAGGCCAGCAUGAAUAGAAAGUUUUGCAGAGGGGAUUGUAUGGGGGGUAGAGGUUGUUUUCUUUGGAUGGGUGGGGGAUUGGGCAGAGAGAGCACUGCAGAAAUACAGGUUGAUCCUAUAAUAAGCCUUGGGGCUCUGGGGAGCAAAUGUGAAUUAAGGAGGACCUCCCACAAAACAAACUUUAAAUGUAAAUAUACUAGUAGGAAGAAGAAACUGAGAUGGGAGUUCUUACAGUUUUUUUUAUUUUGCUUACAUUUGUUUAGUUAAAAUCUGUAACCAAGAAAGGCCUCUUUCCUAGUAAGUUCUAACCUAUUUCUGUUUCCUUACAGUUAAAUUAUCCUACACCUGUCGAUAUUAAAAAUCUUGAUUGUGUCCUUUUUAAAGUGUGGUGUUAAGGGCUUAUGUGCUAAAACCAUGAGUAGAGAAAGAAGAGUUGUUUAAAACUAGAUAUUUUCCUUGCAUUAACUGGAAAUGUUCCUUGAUUGUUCUACACACAUGAUCUGCCUUAAUGUUAAUAUACUGUGUAUCUGCCUUCACAGUGCCAGAAGCAGUCUAUUGCUUUUAACUACAUAUACCUGAAUCCUCUGCUGUAAUUGCUGAAUGUUAUUCUUCUUUCUUUAUCCAUUUUUAUAUACCCUGGCAUAGUUCAUCUGCAUCCUUUUUCCUAUUCUGCCUGUCUGUGUCUAUGCCAGCAAACAGUCUAGCCACUCAAGGUCUUGUCACUAUUACUUCAUCUAUUUGUCUCACUUUUAAAUGAUUUGCUUCUAUUUUAACUGCCUUGGAUCUUGCAAUGUGACCAAAAUAUUAGAAAGAUCAUUAAAACCAUCUAAAAUCAGGAUCAUAUCUCAAACCAAAAGUUUGACAAUACUAAAAAUAUACUAAAAGCUUUAAAGUGUGUUUAUGGUCAGUAAAUGACACUAUAAAAUGACAUUUUCUCUCUUAACAUAUGUACUCACUGAGUGAAAUCCUGGCCCCACUGAAGUCAAUAGCAAAAUUUCUUACUGACUUCAAUGGAGCCAGGAUUUCACUCUACAUGUAUUGCAAGUCAUGUCUGCUUUACCACCAUGGGAAAAAAAGGGAUUUUUUUUUCACUCCUCCUAUCACCUGCAGAGUCGACACAGCACAAUUUUAUUUUUUUCUAUCAGCAUAAUUGUUAGCUGAAUUCCAGUUGCCAAUUUGUUUUACUAGUCACAAUGCAUGGGCAAGACUGAUUUUCACAUCCCAAUGUAAGUUUUCAAGGCUCAAAUAGAGUGAUCCUUUUUGCUUCUAAACUAAGCAAAAAUUCUGUUUGAAAGACACUGAACACGAAACAGCACAAUGCAUACAUAGUCACUUUUCAUGAUUAAGUUCAUAAAAAUAGAUAUACUGAUUUUUUUAAAAAAAUAUACUGGAACAGGAAUUGUAUUUGAAAAAUAAAUCUAUUUCUUGAUCACUUUAUAGUUUCAUAAUGCAUUUUUAAUUUUUUAUUAUAUCUUGUUUUUAGUUGUACAGCUAUUUAUAUUUAUACAGAUUAAAAAAGUACAUUCCAUUUGAGCAAUUGUUACAUCAUCAACUGUUCAUGUUAAGUGCAUAAAUAGAAAACUGACCUUUGCCAUUAAGGAAAUGUCUGGAAUAUUUGGUAUUUUUUAAUCUGAAAUAAAAGCGUAUAUGCCAGCAAAA
Molecule: messenger RNA, 6065 nt
Organism: Gopherus flavomarginatus (Mexican gopher tortoise)
Lineage: Eukaryota; Metazoa; Chordata; Testudines; Testudinidae
Gene: MCUR1
Product: mitochondrial calcium uniporter regulator 1
Exons: 9
Coding region: 688-1335 (215 amino acids)
Biological process (GO): positive regulation of mitochondrial calcium ion concentration; calcium import into the mitochondrion
Cellular component (GO): mitochondrion; mitochondrial inner membrane
Source: RefSeq, a predicted model, not a curated record